GGAAGACUCCUCGUAAACAGACAGUCGCAAGCACGCCGGGUUGGCCGGGGGGCAGUGAGAGGGAGCGGCGCGAAAGGGCCCAAGGAGGCGGGAGGCGGCGGCGCGCUCUCCGGGCCCUUCUCCCGCUGCCAUGGCGACGGCCCCCAGCCAGGAGGACUAUUACUUGGCGCUGUGUUCGCGGCCCGUGCAGUUCGAGAAGGCGAGUCCCGUGAAUUGCGUCUUCUUCGACGAGGCCAAUAAGCAGGUUUUUGCUGUUCGAUCUGGUGGAGCUACAGGAGUUGUAGUUAAAGGCUUGGAAGAUCGCAAUCCCAUCUCAUUCAGAAUGGAAGACAAAGGAGAAGUGAAAUGCAUAAAGUUUUCUUUGGGGAACAAGAUACUGGCUGUCCAAAGAACAUCAAAGAAUGUGGACUUCCUAAACUUCAUUCCAGAUAGCCCACAACUAGAAUAUACUCAAGAAUGCAAGACCAAGAAUGCCAACAUUUUAGGAUUUUGCUGGACAGGAUCUGCAGAAAUUGUCUUUAUAACAGAUCAAGGAAUUGAAUUUUAUCAGGUAUUACCAGAGAAACGAACUUUAAAACUUUUGAAGAGUCAGAAUAUCAAUGUAAAUUGGUACAUGUACUGUCCUGAGAGCUCUGUCAUUCUUUUGUCAACCACAGUUCUAGGAAAUGUUCUACAGCCAUUCUACUUUAAGGGUGGAGCUAUGUCAAAACUAUCAAAGUUUGAAAUUGAAUUACCUGCAGCCCCAAAGUCAUCCAAGCUUAGCCUUUCUGAAAGAGAUAUUGCUAUGGCUAUAAUAUAUGGGCAGCUUUAUGUUCUCUACUUGAGACAUCACUCAAGGACAUCCAACAGUACUGGAGCUGAGGUGGUUCUUUACCAUUUACCAAGGGAAAGCUCGUGUAAGAAGCUGCAUAUAUUGAAGUUAUACCGGACUGGCAAGUUUGCACUGAAUAUUGUGGAUAACUUGGUGGUAAUUCAUCAUCAGGAUACUGAGACCUCUAUUAUAUUUGAUAUCAAACUAAGAGGAGAAUUUGAUGGUACAGUUACCCUUCAUCAGCUUGUCCUUCCAGCUCGAUCCAUACAACCCUAUCAGAUUCCUGUGGCAGGUCCAGCUUCUGUAACCAGUCAACUUCCAGUUCCCUGUAAACUCUAUUCCUCGUCCUGGAUUGUGUUUGAGCCAGAUAUUAUCAUCAGCGCAAGUGAAGGUUAUCUCUGGAAUCUGCAAGUGAAACUUGAACCUAUAGUAAAUCUGUUGCCAGACAAAGGGAAGUUAAUGGAUUUCCUUCUGCAGCGAAAAGACUGCAAGAUGGUUAUUCUUUCUGUUUGUUCUCAGAUGUUAAGUGAACCAGACAGAGGAUCAUUGAGUGUGAUUGCCACUGUUUUUGACAAACUCAAUAAUGAAUAUAAGAAAUACCUGGAAGCAGAGCAGACUUAUAACAUGGCAUUAGAAACUGGACAGAGCAGAAGCCAUCCACCCCCAAAACGACCAGUCCGUACCCAGGCAGUUAUUGAUCAAUCAGACAUGUAUACUCAUGUCUUGUCUGUCUUUACAGAAAAAAAGGAAGCACCUCACAAGUUCACUAUAGCUGUCUUAAUGGAGUAUGUUCGUUCACUCAACCAAUUCCAGAUAGCUGUUCAGCAUUAUCUGUAUGAAUUGGUUAUCAAAACCCUUGUUCAGCACAACUUAUUCUAUAUGCUUCACCAGUUCCUUCAGUACCAUGUUCUCAGCGAUUCAAAGCCUCUGGCCUGCUUAUUAUUGUCUCUAGAGAGCAUUUACCCUCCAGCACAUCAACUCUCCCUGGAUAUGUUAAAGAGGCUUUCUACAGCAAAUGAUGAAAUAGUGGAAGUUUUGCUGUCAAAGCAUCAGGUACUUGCUGCCUUGAGAUUCAUCAGGGGCAUUGGAGGACAUGAUAGCAUUUCUGCUCGCAAGUUCCUUGAUGCAGCCAAGCAGACUGAAGAUGAGAUGCUCUUCUAUACCAUAUUCAGAUUCUUUGAACAGAGGAAUCAGCGAUUACGUGGAAACCCUAGUUUCACUCCAGGAGAACAUUGUGAAGAACAUGUCGUGUUUUUUAAGCAGGUUUUUGGAGACCAAGCACUAAUGAAGCCUACCACUUUUUGAAGUAGUACAGCUAUUUCAAUACAAAAUGUAUAAACUUAAUUUAUUGCAUUUCUGUACUGAUACUUUUGACCUACAAAAAAUCCUAUUUUAUAAUAAAGUAUAUAUACAGAC
This is a messenger RNA of Elgaria multicarinata webbii, 2227 nucleotides long. RefSeq names its product regulator of MON1-CCZ1 (gene RMC1). Gene Ontology annotation, biological process: regulation of autophagy. The transcript is spliced from 20 exons. The record is from RefSeq and is a predicted model, not a curated record. Bases 131 to 2116 code for a protein of 661 amino acids. Lineage: Eukaryota; Metazoa; Chordata; Lepidosauria; Squamata; Anguidae. Gene Ontology annotation, molecular function: protein binding. Gene Ontology annotation, cellular component: late endosome membrane; lysosomal membrane; Mon1-Ccz1 complex.